Grosmannia clavigera kw1407 is the source of this 1578-nucleotide messenger RNA. Its product is annotated as acetyl-hydrolase. Gene Ontology annotation, cellular component: mitochondrion. The record is from RefSeq and is a predicted model, not a curated record. Bases 1 to 1578 code for a protein of 525 amino acids. The transcript is spliced from 2 exons. Lineage: Eukaryota; Fungi; Ascomycota; Sordariomycetes; Ophiostomatales; Ophiostomataceae. Gene Ontology annotation, biological process: acetate metabolic process. Gene Ontology annotation, molecular function: acetyl-CoA hydrolase activity; acetate CoA-transferase activity.
AUGGCUUCUGCCGCCCUCCGGACGCGCAUCCGACGCGCGUCCAUGCUGGCCAAGGUGUGCCAGCCGCAGGAUCUGCUGCACCACUUUCCCAAUGGCGCGUACAUUGGCUGGUCCGGCUUCACGGGCGUGGGCUAUCCCAAGAAAAUCCCGACCUUUUUGGCCGACCACGUGGAGAAGAACGGGCUGCAGGGCCAGCUGCGGUACUCGCUCUUUGUCGGGGCGUCCUCGGGGGCCGAGACGGAGAACCGAUGGGCCGGACUGGACAUGAUCGAACGGCGGUCGCCGCAUCAAGUCGGCAAGGCCAUUGCCAAGGGCAUCAACAACGGCAAGAUCCACUUCUUCGACAAGCACCUGUCCAUGUUCCCGCAGGACCUGACGUACGGCUUCUACACCAAGGACCGGCCGGCCGGCCAGCGCAAUCUGGACGUGACAGUGGUGGAGGCAACGGACAUCUUGGCCGACGGCAGCAUCGUGCCGGGUGCUUCGGUGGGCGCGACCCCGGAGCUGAUCCAGAUGGCCGACAAGAUCAUCAUCGAGGUCAACACGGCCCUGCCGAGCUUCGAGGGCCUGCAUGACAUCACCAUGUCGGAGCUGCCGCCUCGCCGGAAGCCGUAUCUGAUCACGCAGGUAGAAGACCGCAUCGGCACGACCUCGAUUCCCAUCGAUCCGGAAAAGGUCGUCGGCGUGGUCGAGUCCGACUACCAGGACCAGACGCUGCCCAACACGCCCGCCGACGAGGCAUCGGCCCGGAUCGCCGGCCACUUGAUCGAGUACUUUGAGCACGAGGUCGCCCAGGGCCGCCUGCCCCCGUCGCUGCUGCCGCUGCAGUCGGGCAUCGGCAACAUUGCCAAUGCUGUCAUCGGUGGCCUCCAAAACGCCAAGUUCUGGCACCUCAAGGUCUGGACCGAAGUCAUCCAGGACACCUUCCUCGAUCUCUUCGACUCGGGCCAUCUCGACUUUGCCACCGCCACCUCCGUCCGCUUCUCGCCCGACGGCUUCAAGCGCUUCUAUGCCAACUGGCCCAGCUACAAGGACAAGCUGCUGCUACGCUCCCAACAGGUCUCCAACAGCCCCGAGAUCAUCCGCCGCCUCGGCAUCAUCGGCAUGAACACCCCCGUCGAGGUCGACCUGUACGCUCACGCCAACAGCACUUGCGUCAACGGCUCCCGCAUGCUCAACGGUCUCGGUGGCUCGGCCGACUUCCUUCGCUCGUCCAAGUACUCCAUCAUGCACACUCCCUCCACUCGGCCCUCCAAGACCGAUCCCCAUGGCAUCAGCUGCAUCGUCCCCAUGUGCACCCACGUCGAUCAGACUGAACACGACCUCGAUGUCGUCGUCACCGAGCAGGGUCUCGCCGAUGUCCGUGGCCUCAGCCCCCGUGAACGUGCUCGCGUCAUCAUCCGCAAGUGCGCCCACCCCCUCUACCAGCCCAUCCUCACCGACUAUCUCGACCGUGCCGACGCCUACUGUCUCGCUCGCGGCAUGGGCCAUGAGCCCCAUCUGCUCUUCCAGGCCUUUGACCUCCACCGUGCCCUUCAGGAGCAGGGCAGCAUGCUCAACUUUAACGGUUGGAAAUAG